This is a messenger RNA of Brienomyrus brachyistius, 4384 nucleotides long. It is a transcript of the gene ctc1, whose product is annotated as CTS telomere maintenance complex component 1. The record is from RefSeq and is a predicted model, not a curated record. Gene Ontology annotation, cellular component: CST complex. Lineage: Eukaryota; Metazoa; Chordata; Actinopteri; Osteoglossiformes; Mormyridae. Bases 244 to 4155 code for a protein of 1303 amino acids. The transcript has 24 exons. Gene Ontology annotation, biological process: telomere maintenance via telomere lengthening; positive regulation of DNA replication. Gene Ontology annotation, molecular function: single-stranded DNA binding; telomeric repeat DNA binding.
AGGAGCGUUUCGGCAAUUAUUUCAAAUGCUGGGUGUUAGGGUUGGUGUUCUGUGCUGUAUUUAUGUGGUUAUGUCGUGUCGUUUUUGCUGGUGUGGCCAGAUCGUAAAAUGGAAAAGAAAUUCGGUUUGACAUGUAUGUUUCUCUGGGUAGCUUGUUAAUUUGCGACACAGGCAUGAAAUGAAGGGUAAGAUUUGACAGGAGCUCUGCAAGUGGUGGGAUAAUUUUACCAAAACCAACGGAAAAUGGACUCGUUUCUGAAACAAUUCAGAGACAGAAAUCAAGCUGAGUUGCGCUGGUUGGGGGAGCUGUAUCAGUGCGCCGAGGCGAGCGCAUGUCCAAGGGCGAACUGUGCAGCCGCGCCGUCUGCGGGGCAACUGGCUUUGUCUGCGGUCAGGGGGCUGCAGGAGCUGCUGGACCCCCAGUCCCCCGUGAUGCCACUCAGCUACAGCUUUGUAUCAGUGUCUGAAUUAGUCACCAAGCAGAACAUUCCCUGCUGCAGCCGUCUCACCUGGAGCACCCAUCAGUACAGAGAAUGGGCCAGGGAGGCGGAGCAGCGGCUGCCCAAUCACAAAGCUCUGCCACGAGCCAAUCUUCUGCUGAUUGGCUACUUGACUGACAGGAAAUGUGCCGAGCCGAGUGCGACCAAUGGGUCUGACGGAACCUGGAGGGUGAGAGAUCAGAGUUUCAGUGUCUGCUGCAAGGCUGUAAGUGCCCAGCCCAACUGGCUCCAACAGUUCAUGCUGUUUCCCAGCUGGAACUACAUCCCCCAGAAUGCAUCUGCACAGAAUCAACAGACCAGGGGCUUCCUGGAGCUCACUGCCCCUCCUGUGCCCCUGACACUUGACAUAGCUUCCGUUGCACCUGAGAGGAGCUGUUCUGAAAUCAUUACUGUGGCAGAUGUCAUCAAAGUGCUGCAGCAAAGGCGGAGAAAGGGAGGCGUCCGCCUGCAUGUGCAUGGUGUGGUGUCUGCGGUGUGCCCCCUGCUGGACAUUGCUGGGAAAUCUUUCUUUUGCUUUUGUCUGAAGGAUGGGGAGAGCAGCGUGCCCGUUCUGGUGUUGGACGUUGACCACCUGUGCUGGCAGCAGUGCUUGCGAGUGGGGGAGGGUGUGUGCGUGUCAGAGCUGCGUGUGUGCGCGCUCAGGACGCUGGGGGGGUACAAAGUCCUCUGUGUCACGCCCCAGUCACACUUAAGCACCGCCCAGGCGUACCCGGAUGUGACGGAGAGCGGGAAGGAGGUUUCGGAGGGAAAGGUGAUGGAGGUGAAGACAGAGAGCGGGAUGGAGGUAAAAAGAGAUGUUAAGCGUUGGAGGGUCACAAAUCCAGACUCUGGGGAGAAUUGUGUUCCACCCACUGCCAGGACCAAGAUCUCCAAGAUGAUCAGCUAUAAGGGAGUGCUGACCAAGGUGCUGGAUGCAGAGUCUGGGCUCUUUGAGUUGGACGGGCAGGUGGGGCUGUGCCUGGCCUAUCAGCCCUCCCUGCGGAUGGCCAGUAGCCUCAGACCUGGGGUGCAGAUUGAGAUCCACAAUGUUCACUUCCUGUACCGGGCCUCCUCGAUCUGCCCAGACGUCUUGCUGUGCGUCUGCCUGCGAUCCAGCCUGCGUGUGACAAAUUUCAGCGGGCUGCAGCCAGGGGGCGCCUCUCACCCCAACGCUGAGGCUCCUGCUCUCCGCAUCCUGCUGGAGAAGAACCUGGGAAUAUCUGAGUACCUUUGGCUCUGUCACUGUAUGAAGACACUGAAAGAAAGACUUUGCCCCCGCUGGGUGCGGGAACAGCGCGUGGCAGUGGUAGCAUCCCGGCUGUUAGAUCUUGUCUUGCCCCCGAGGCAGGAGGGACCCAAUCACAGGCGAGAUAUCUACCGAGAGAUGUUGUUGGAACCUCACUGCUGCCCCCUGUUGGAGUACACUGUUGGCAGCCCUCACCAGGAGCUCCUCUCAGUGAAAGAUCUGCUCCUCACGAUGGAGAGGGAGUGUUGGCACUCUUUGUCUCUGGCCUCCCUGUUGCCUCCGUCAGGGCCCUACCUCAUGCGGACCCAGCUCAACCCUCUGCUCAGUUGGUCCUUCCACAGCCUGCCUGCCUGGAGCACGCCCAAGCCCCCGGUGCUGGUUGGCGUCUUGGAGUCCCAGGGGAAAGGUGUGUGCGUGCGAUUGGCUGACCAAACGGGUGCGGUGGACUGCGUGGCCGUGGGAAGUGAGGACGGCCAGUCGCACUGCACAGCCAGCAACACAGCCUGGUUAGGUUGUCUGGUGAGCAUCCAGCGUUUCACCAUGGUGGUGGAGAGGUUCCUGAAGACCGAUUUCCCUUCCUGGAGGCACCUGGAUGACGAAUGCCACGUCACGCACCGCCACUGCAGGGUUUACAUUCAGUUCUGCGUGAGUGACCUGCAGAUCCUGAGCCCCUCGGCCUCCAUGGCCGCACUCCUUAGUACCCAGCAGGAGCAGAAAGCAGGGGAUGGAGGUCCUAAGGAGAAGGGAGCAGCAGAGGAUGGGAGAGUCAGUCGGAUGGAGGUCACGAUGGCCCAGAAGGCAGUGGGUGGUGGUGGACACAGAAACAGGGACAGGGACAGUGAGCAAGCCAGACACGAGGGUCUGCAAGGCCUGGCUGUUACCGUGGGCAACAGCUGUGGUGUCGGUCCGACCGAUGCGGCAGGGGGAUCUGAGCUCAGUGCAGACGACAAAUCUCCGAGACCUAAGAUCCCCAGACUGGCUGAGGAGCGCGAUGGCGCAGAGUAUGGCGGAAGGUCCUCCGGGGCUGAGGGUGGCGCCAGUGAGCCUGGGGCAGUCAGAGGUCGCUUGCAGUCUGACGGCUGUGUGUCCGUUGUGUUCCGCGUGGAGUCAAAGCAAGGCCUCACUUUCCAGAAUGUUUACACUUCGUCAGUGGCCUCUGGGCGGUCCCUGUGUUUCCAUGUGACUGUCAUGAUGUUCGGAGAACCGCGGCUCUGGGCAGAGAACCCCAGAGUUCACCCCCUGGAAGCAAGUGAGACGAUGGGGGUGGAGCCCAGGGAGGUGGACCUGCAGUUUGUGGAGAAGUCUGUCUGCUGGUUCCCCCUGCUGCAGGUGGACGGUGUCUACAGGUUGGUUGCCCCUCACACUCAGGACCCCGGGGUACUAUGCGUCCCCUCUGCACCUUCGAAGGGCAGAGCCGUGCUCCACAGCACCCCCUACCUCUUGGUCCAGCCUCAAUGGCGUUUAUACACCCUGCCUCCCUCCCUGAGGCCUGCACCGCUCCCCAUGGUGACCCGGGCCAAGGAGCUGGUGGUCAUGUCUGUGUCACAAGUCCUGUACAGCAGCUCUGCCUCUGCCUUAGUGUCCUUCCAAGGACUGAUCACCAGCAGGAUAACACUGGAGGAGAACGAGAAGGUCCCCUGUUUCCCGGAGGAAUACAGCGAAACGGGAGCAGACGUGGAGUCAUCUCUGAACGUGAAGCUCACCGUGGGCGACCUGGCGAUCCCCGGCCAAAUCAUUCACGUUUACCUGAAGCUCUCUGGCAGACCCUACAUCCCAGGCCUUGUCCCCGGGGCCCGAGUGCUGCUGCAGUACUUCCAGCGCAGCGUCUCGCGGACUGACAGUGUGUACUGCCGCUCUGUUCCCAUCAGCUGUGUGACAGUCACUGCCCUCCCCCCGACAGACUGCGGGACUUUGCCUGUCAACCUCCCUGUCCCGGCAGUGCUGUUGGGAGAAUGGGCCCUGGUGGGGGCGCGGCGAUGCGCCGUGGGCCGGGUUCGAGCCUAUGUGACAUGCGUGCUGUACCUGCAGAUGCAGUGGGUCUGCUCUCUGUGUGGGAACAUCUUCAAGCAGGACCGCUGUGUCCAGAAAUACCCCCCCUGCACGUCCACCAUUGGGGUCUUCCAGGCAGAGGCCAAGGUCGCAGUGGAUGAUGGGAGUGGAGAGGCCCAGGUUUGGAUCUCAUCUCAGAUGGUUUCAGGGCUCUUGGGACUGGGUGUCGCGGAGUGGGAGGGGAUACAGCGGCUGGUCAAAGUCAGAGGUCACGUCCGGGUCUACAGUCAAGGCAGGAAUAUGGUGUCCAUUGCUGAUGCGGAGGACCCCUUGGUGGAAUACCUUUCUUCUCUGUGUGUUAGUACUGUGGUGUGUCGCCCCCCUCAACCUGACAUGCCAGCUGAAGAAGCAAUCCCCAUGUACUGUAGAGCUGAGACAUGAGACCGCAGAGCUGAAAAGAUUCUGUCGCAGAGAGAGAGAGUUUGUCACCAAGAUGGCAGACCCUCUACAGGUAUCCUGCUUGGAACUGAGCCCAUGGCAAGCCUGGGAAUGAGGCUAUGUGUCAGCACUGGGUGCCUGAAUGGAGCAAUAUUUUUGUUUCUGUUUAUUUCUGUAAAUAUAGGAAUAUGUUCAUAGCUAUUUAUUGAAUAAAAUGUCAUUUUACAAUUUC